GCUGCAUACAGUUCUGCAUACAAAUUCUUAUCAAAAAAUGCAUCUAUAUGCAUUAUUUGAGAAAAUUUUUUCUGAAAUGUAUAUACAUUAUUCAUAUUUUUUUAAUGUAUUUAUGACAUUUAAAAAAACGUUGAUAACCUAAUGCAAGGAUGUAAUGUGUAUUACUUUGUUGAUGCUAUGUUUACUUUAUAUGUUUACUUUUUUUAUAUAUCAGAUGAUCUCCAUACUUGUGAGAAUUUUAACUUUACUUUCACAGAUAAUUGUACCUCGCCUCCAAAAAAUAGUGUUUUAGAACCUAAAGUGUCUGGCCGUAAAAGUUAUGUUACAACGCCACCUCCACCACAUUUUUCAGAUAAAAGAAAAAGUAGUAGAAAAGAGUUCAACUCUCCAAAAUCCAGUUCCCCAGACAUAAGCAAAAGGAAGUUGGUAGUGGAGGAUCCUAAAUACAGUUCCCCGGAUAAAAAGAAAAGGAAGUUGGUAUUAGAGGAUGCUUCAAUUCUUAGAUCACAUCAAUUAUCAUCAGUGGAUUUCAGUAGUAGCAGUAGCUCUGAACUGUUGUCUCCUGUAAAGAAUCAGGUGUUUUCGAAUAAUAGUACAGAUACAAUGAGUAUAUCUGUUGCAUCAUUUCAAAGAUUCCAAUCAAAAGUUUUUGAGAACUUUAUCGUUUUAAAAGAAAUGAUUAAGUCACUUGGUCAGCGAUAUGAAAAGGAUGAUUCACCUUACUUUAUUGAACAAUUAACUGAAAUUGAAAAAUUUAAAGAGUUUGAUGAUACUCUCAGUGAAAAUGAUAAAAAGAUGUGUUUUCUUAGUCGCUUUGAAAACUGUGGAGAAGCAACAUGCCAUGAAUAUGUUAGGAAUAUUAUGAACAAGGUUAUGUCAAAUGGCGUCAUGAGCGAAUACAAUUUGAACGGGAAGUUCAAUAAGCUGUCUUUUCGAAAAACAAAUAAAAUGAAGUUAAUAGUUGCAACUGUUGCGAAGUUGAAGAAAUAUACUGAAAAAGAUGUGGAAAAUAGUAUUGGUGUUACUUUGAAACACGCUCCUUUGCGAAAAGGUGGUGCGAAAAAUCUACGAAAUGACGACAGUUAAUGAUCAAGAAAUGAAACUUUAUAUUAUUUUAAUAUUAAAGAUUUUUUUUUUAAUAGAUUUUUUUGUCUUUA
Hydra vulgaris (swiftwater hydra) is the source of this 1157-nucleotide messenger RNA. RefSeq lists its product as uncharacterized. The record is from RefSeq and is a predicted model, not a curated record. NCBI's taxonomy places the organism in Eukaryota, Metazoa, Cnidaria, Hydrozoa, Anthoathecata, Hydridae.